This is a messenger RNA of Triticum aestivum (bread wheat), 1649 nucleotides long. RefSeq lists its product as uncharacterized. The transcript has 6 exons. Bases 519 to 1244 code for a protein of 241 amino acids. The record is from RefSeq and is a predicted model, not a curated record. Lineage: Eukaryota; Viridiplantae; Streptophyta; Magnoliopsida; Poales; Poaceae.
CUCAGAAAAAAAAAAGAACACGCCACCAGACUCCUCGCCGCCGCGGUGCUUCUUUCGACGCCGUCCCGCCGAAGCAGCGCGCUCUCCCGUUUCUCCCCGACUCCGUCCGCGGAAGCAGAAAGCCCCCGUCCCGCUUCUACCCGACUCCUUCCGUGGAAGCAGAAAAUCCCCGUCCCGCUUCUCCCCGACGGCUGACGACUGCGCGUCCCCUCCUGACGGCGAGGCGGCAGCGCGGAGAAGGGGAGGGGCGGCGAGUCGGGUGCUCGGAGCAGGCACCCAGUCGCGGUGGAGCAGUUGCAGUCGACAAGGCCACGGCAAGUUUUCUCCCAAAUCCCAAACCCCCAGGAGUGACAGCGCGUUAGGUUUUGCCCAACGACGGCGCCCUCGCCCUGCGGCUGCGGGCAGGGCACCCGCGACGCCGGACCACUAGACCGCCGUUGCACCGAGGUCGCAACCCUAACUUCCCCACCGGCCGCACAGCCAACGUUCUCGUAGUCCUUUGAUCUUAGCCAGACAGUAUGAUGGAUGGAAAUGCUGAAGCUGAUUCUACCCUUAUUUUCGACAAAGAAACAUUGGAUAAAGUCUAUGAAAAAGUGGCUCCAUCGAUUGUGAAAGUCUUGGUAAAACCAUUUAGCACGGGAUUUGUUGUCUCGUCCACAGAGAAACAUAACAUGGUAGCUGUUUGUUCCAUGUUGUUAAUUGAGCGCAAAGAGAAGAUACAAGUCCGUUAUUCUGAUGGAGAUACUGCUGUUGUUGAUCAUACUGAAAAAGUCUCUAACAGUGGCAUGACUAUACUGUAUGCACGUAAAACUGGAAAGGCACGUCCAGCAGUACAAUUUGGAGUCUUGGAGGAUAUCAUAUGCCAAAAGAUUGUGAGUCUUUUUCCUUACAAGGACGGCCUCAUGAUGUUCAAAGGUCACAUAGGUUUAGAUGAUUGUACCUGUGAGGAUUCCAGUGGGAACAUUAUUCCAGGCCAAAAUGUCUUCUCAUUCACUUGUCCUGUGGGGGGUUCUUACUCGAAAGAUCCUGACACAGAUUCUGAUAUUAAGAAACGAUUCAUGGUACUGACUAUUGGUGCUCCUGUGUUUAACUUGGAUGGUGAAGUUCUUGGCAUGAUUGAUUGGUUUAGCCGAUCAUAUGAUCUGAAAUUUGCAAGAAAAUCAUCUGAGUUUCGUGAUGAACUUAAUAAACCAGGACGUGUGAACUGGCAGGGGGGGAGCCGUGGUGCAGGGCAGAGAUUGUGAGAGCUUGCAAGUUGUCUUCCUACUUUCACGGUAAAUCUGAGGCCAAAUAAGAAGCUGGGUUCCUGGCACUCAACUGUUGGAGGGCGAGCAGUCCGGUGAUCUAUGAGUCAACCUGCAGAAGUGCCACGCAUCAGUUGGAUCAGUUGUCUUGGCAUCGGGGAUAACCUCAGUUAUCUUUGAGUGACUGGUUGGUCCGUCCUAGUUUGUUAACUUGUGUUGAACCUUAUUUCCUUCGUUGAUUUAGGUCAUGUCCUGGUUUAUCACCCCUUGCUUGGUGUUGAACCUUAUGACCUCCGUUGAUUUAAGUCAUGUCCUAGUUUAUCAACUCCUUGCUGGGUGUUGAACCCUAUUACCUGAUUGUGUAUGUGAUAUCCUAAUUAUUUACCCUCUGCUGGGUGUUGAACC